Strongylocentrotus purpuratus (purple sea urchin) is the source of this 3499-nucleotide messenger RNA. It is a transcript of the gene LOXL2, whose product is annotated as lysyl oxidase-like 2. Gene Ontology annotation, molecular function: protein-lysine 6-oxidase activity; copper ion binding. Gene Ontology annotation, cellular component: membrane. Lineage: Eukaryota; Metazoa; Echinodermata; Echinoidea; Camarodonta; Strongylocentrotidae. The coding region runs from base 188 to 2491 and encodes 767 amino acids. The transcript is spliced from 13 exons. The record is from RefSeq and is a predicted model, not a curated record. Gene Ontology annotation, biological process: peptidyl-lysine oxidation.
AUCACCACUCAUCAGUCGGCUGUGAGAGAGUCAAGUCGUGCGUUCGGGAAGGACUGUCGCUCACUGGUUGUCGUGUAGUCACCGUUAUCCAAUGACUUCGAUGUAACUUCAAAGUUUUGCUGUUGUUAGAAAGUGCAACAUUAUUUCAAUUUCUUCUCUCAGGUGAUCAACUAUAAUAGAAUACAUCAUGCAGUUCUCAGUGGGCCUUUUUGUUCAGUACUUCAUCUUCAUUUUGAUUACGUGUGGCCAUGGCCUCCCUAGCAAUAAUGAGACCAACACCAACAACCCUACAGAAUCCACACCGAUAGAGCCUACCACAAUAGCUGCAACCACUACCACAACUUCAAAACCCACCACUGCGAAACAAGAGGAGACGACAACGCAACCACCAAAGACAACGCAACCCACGACGGUGCAGCCAACGACGACGCAACCCACGACAACGCCCACGACCUUCCCUCCGACGACAGGCGAGCCGACCACGAGGCCUCCAGCUAAGAUCCGUGCCAGGUUAGCCGAUGGCAUGCACCCGUGGGAGGGGAGAGUAGAAGUGUCCAUGCAUGGUGGAUCAUGGGGGACUGUCUGUGAUGAUGGUUUUAACAUGAAUGCUGCUAACGUUGUCUGCAAGAUGGUGGGAUAUAAGAAAGCCGUCCAGUACUUCUUUGGAAGCAGCCAAUUCGGACGCGGGCCAGGUCGUAUUUUACUAGACGAGGUAGAAUGCUUAGGCACAGAGAAGAACCUCUUAGCAUGUGAGCACAACCCAAUCGGAGUCACUGACUGUUCGCACUCUGAAGAUGUGGGAAUUAGAUGCAUUGACGUGGUUAGGAAAGUCACUCCCCCUGAAAAGAAGCUGAAGCAGUAUAAAUUUCGCCUGGUGGGAGACCCGACCCCUAAGCCUCAGUCCGAGGGCGUGGUCGAGGUGAUGAUGACGGGUAAAUGGCGGACGAUCUGUUCAGAUGGAUGGGACAUGGAAGACGCACGUGUUCUAUGCGGCAGUCUUGGAUUCAAAGAAGCUACCAGUGUUGAACCUAACAGGAAAAAUAAAUCCAGGCAACGAAAGAAGUCUAUAGUCGCAUCAAAUUUCGAAUGCACGGGCAACGAGCACAACGUGAGCGAUUGCGAACGAACUCUUCUGAAGUCACAUAAGGACUGUUUAUCCAAACGAGCAGCUGAAGCGAAAUGUGAACGGGGCCCUUUCGUCAUGGAUGCAGAUAAACCUUACUCGCCGCCUUGGUCUGAUGUCCGCUUGAAGGCCGGUGCUGCAUUUGGUGAGGGCCGUUUGGAAGUGUUUCAUGCUGGUCGUUGGGGGACGGUGUGCGGUGAGGACUUUGAUAAAGUUGCUGCUAGUGUAGUGUGUCGAAAACUUGGCUUUGGAACGGCAGAGACAGUACUGGAGAACGCCUCAGCAUUUGGUCAAGGUAUUGGGCCUAUCUGGCUGUGGGAGGUGGACUGCAAAGGAACAGAAGCCUCAAUCAUGGAAUGUGGUCAUGGAGCUUAUAACAGGAGUAAAUGCGACCAUUCGCAAGAUGUCGGAAUCAAGUGCAAUAUACCAGACCUUGGAGUCAAAGAAGAUAUUCGUCUUGUACAAGGUCGUUUCGACACGGAAGGGAGGGUUCUAAUAAAUUACGAGGGCCAAUGGGGUCACCCGUGCGGAGGAGACUCAUGGGAUAUGUUUGAUGCCAAGGUAGCAUGUAGACAGCUAGGCUUGGGAUAUGCUCAUCAACCUAUGAGGAGUACUCGUUUCAUGGGCCGAUCGGGUUAUCCUAUCCUCAUGCUGGAUGUGAACUGUACGGGAAAUGAGCGAACACUUUCUGAAUGCCCACACGUGAGGGGUGAUAAUGGAACCUGCAUGGCUGACUAUAAAGCUGGAAUUCUGUGUGCAGGAGUUCUUCCCGACGUACUUAUGGAUGUUCAUGUACUUCAGUCAUCCAUCUACAUGCAAGAUUGGCCAAUGUAUAUGCUGCAAUGUGCUGCUGAGGAGAACUGUCUUUCAUCUGAAAGUCAUGUUCGAGGAGCUCGUCGUCUGCUAAGGUUUGCUAGUGCUAUCAUGAAUAGAGGUACUGAGGAGUUUCGUCCUGUGCUAGGAAGAUCAAGCUGGGAAUGGCAUGCGUGUCAUAGGCAUUAUCAUAGUAUGGACGUUUUCUCCACUUACGAUUUGCUUGACGCCGAUGGUGUGCGCGUGGCCGAGGGACACAAAGCGAGUUUCUGCCUUGAAGACGUCUAUUGCGACAGCGGUGCGCAGAAGGUUUACAGCUGUGACGCGGGCACACAAGGAAUAUCAGUCAACUGCGUCGAUAUAUAUCGUAAUGAUAUCGACUGUCAGUGGAUCGAUGUCACCGGGGUUCCCCAAGGAUCGUAUGUACUACGGGUCGAUGUAAAUCCAAAUCAUAUCGUCGGGGAGACGGAUUUCACCAACAAUGAAGUCCUGUGUGAUGUAAUGUUGACCUACAGAGUACGCAUUCAAAACUGCCGAUACGCUGAUGACUCAUAACCUUCUAAGCGACACUUCUUGACCAGAAUGGACCAAAGCAUAUCACCAAACAAUCAAUCAAUCAGCUGAACUGAAUCAAGCAACCUGAUUAUUAUUGUAAUACUAUGGAGGCUGUAAAUACCAAAUCAUAAAUCUGCUAUAUCCUCGCUUUUUGUAUCAUCAAAAAUAUGUACAGUGUAGAAAUAUUGUAAAAAUGUUUUAAUCUUGCUACUGUAAAAAUGAAGGUAUGGAUAUUGAUUCGUUGCCGUCUGUGCAUAGAGCCGAUUUGUUGAUAUUCAGUAGAUCAUAUACAGCAUAUAUAUAUAAAACACACCCCAACAAAAUGCAUACCCCGGCCUAGCAAAGUUAUAUUACUUUAUUCCGUAACUUGGCAUGAUCAAAUCAAUGAGGAUAUCGAUCAGUGAAAUGUUCAAAUUCAAUUCAUUUUUUUUUUUUUUUUUUGUUAACGUAAGUUUGUCAUAUUGACAUCGAUUAUUUAGAUUAUUUGACUUAUCAUGGCCGAAUACGUUUGCUGAAUAAGCUGUGCAUCAUUUCCAAUCCUAUAUUACAUUAGAAUUCUAUACACCAUGGGCUAUCACCCCGGACAGAAACGCCGUAUAUUUUUCUAAGGAUGCAGUUGUCUGGGGAGUAUUUCCUGUAGGCAAUAGUAAUGUUUUAAAUGUAUAGGGUAGUUGCCCGAGUAGUUGUCCAGACAGUGGGCGGUUGUCAUAAUAGAUAAAUCUUCUAGGUGGAUGGUUGUCUGUGACAGUACUCCAGGAGUCUUCUUUCGGUUGUUGUUACAUAAUAUCUACCUCGCACCUUUCACAAUUGGCUUGAUUCCUCUUGACCUGGACUUAUGAACUCGAUACUACUUUGGGAAGCAAAACUAUAUCGUUUUAUUUUUCAAAGUAAAUUGUUUUCUUGGUUUUGUGAACAUGUGUUACAAACCCUGUUCUUGCAUUUCAUUGCCAUAUUUGCCACUAGAUUGUUGAGUUUUCCCGAACAAAGAAUAUUGUAUAUUUAACAGAA